AUGCCGGUGUUCCAGGUGUCUCCGCUUCAAUCGCCACGUCUAAAGGCAUUAUAUGGCGGGAUUCUGCUGGGUUUUGCGGUCUUAGAACAGAAUAUCCCGAUCAAUGACUCGACUGUAUUUGGAAUCGGGAGUAUCAUCAAAGUAUUCGUGGCGGUUGUAAUCCUUCAACUCAUCGAAGAAAGUCAACUCAAUGUGUCGGACAAGAUCAAUGAACAUUUAGACCAGGGCGAUUUAGAUGGCAUCGGUAAUGCAAAUGAUGCAACAAUUGGCGGUUUACUAAGUCAUACUGCUGGUAUCGAAAGUUGGGAAGAUGAUUUGAACUGGAUCACUGAAGCGAGAGGUAAAGAAUUGGACCCGAAAACAAUUUGGGGCAAGAAAGAUACUCUAGAGUAUGUUAGACGGCCAUCCAGGCUUGAAACUGGUCGUUUCUCUUAUUCUAACACAAACUAUACUCUCUUGGGUUUGUUUGUUGAGAGAAUUACCGGUCACUCGGCAGAAAGCGAGAUCCGUCGAAGAAUACUCGAUCCUCUAAAUUUAAUGGAUACAUUUCUGGAAGAGUUUGAAGAGGUGGGAUUACGAAAGGAAAAUAUACCACACCGAUAUCAUUACGCUACAGAUAUAUUUCGCAAUACUGCAGGAGUAGGUCCAAGUUUCUCCGAGUAUAAGUGGAAAGGACUGGAUCUUAUUAAUGCAAGUGAGUCAAAUCUAUCAGUAGAAUGGGUAGCCGGUGGGAUGAUCUUCUCAAUCUGUGACCUUAUCAAGUUUGCGACUUCUCUCCGGGAUGGAAAGCUGCUUAGUCCCUCAUCUAUGGAUCUUCUCAAAAUAUGGCAGCCGGCCACAGAAUCAAUGGAAAUUGGGCAUGGGAUCUUUAAAUCCGGAAAUCCUUAUACACAAAAGAAUUGGCUUGGACACAUUGGAAGCGUACUUGGAUUUAGAGGAUCUCUUUGGUGGAAUGAGGAAGUCGAUUGUGUUGUAUGUGUUCUUGCAAAUGUGGGAAUUGUGCAUGCUGGAAAAGUUCCAUCGAGUGCGCCACAAAUUGCCUUCGAAUCUGAGUUCCUAGGAGUAGCUGUCAAGUUGACUAACAUCGCCGUGAAAGAGGAAUAA
Messenger RNA from Botrytis sinoallii, 1104 nucleotides. RefSeq lists its product as uncharacterized. The coding region runs from base 1 to 1104 and encodes 367 amino acids. NCBI's taxonomy places the organism in Eukaryota, Fungi, Ascomycota, Leotiomycetes, Helotiales, Sclerotiniaceae. The record is from RefSeq and is a predicted model, not a curated record. The transcript has a single exon.